AUGUCCGCACUCGUCCUCCCCACAUUGACCGCAUUCACUUCUGGGCGUCUUAGGGCCAUUCUGACGGCUAAGAGCCAAGCGGAUUUCACCACGGCGUUUGAUGCGCUUUUCGCGCGCAAUGUUAAUGUUGUGUACAAUGGAAAACAUCUUACAAGGGAGCAGUAUCAGGCACAGCUGCUCAGUCAAAGCAGCGCUGCUUUUGGAGAGCAAGGUGCAAGCGUCAGCGUUCAAGGUCAACUAGAAGUCCCUGGCGACCAAGGCCAAAUCUCUGGGCUUGUCGGUCUCUUUUACACUUCCCUUGUUGACUCGAGGUUCCUAGUCAUGGGAGCUCCCGCUGAGAGCAAAGUGGUUUCCUCAUUCAAUGUUAUCAUUCAGGCCACAGAGCCUCGACCCCAGACUAACCCUCUCAUCCGCGGGUAUUUUGACCCCCGUCGCGUAGUGACGGUGAACCAGAUUGCCACCGACCAAGCCCUGCAUGUCACUAUCCCUGCUGCGUCCAUCAAUUCAAGCUCACCCGGUGUCACGGAGAACGUAGCGUUGGGCCCUGGCCCAAGGAAGCUUCCGCCGGGACCGUUUGGUUCACAUUUUGGGCCCAGACCGGUACAUCUGGAUCCUAUAGAGACGAAUGCUCACCCGGAGACGUUCCCAGGGGACGGGGAGUUUGGCGCUCCUCCUGUCCUAAUCCCUGGAGAAACUAUCGGUGAAGACACUAAUACUAAGGCAUGA
Messenger RNA from Suillus clintonianus, 726 nucleotides. RefSeq lists its product as uncharacterized. The record is from RefSeq and is a predicted model, not a curated record. The transcript has 3 exons. NCBI's taxonomy places the organism in Eukaryota, Fungi, Basidiomycota, Agaricomycetes, Boletales, Suillaceae. Bases 1 to 726 code for a protein of 241 amino acids.